Messenger RNA from Notolabrus celidotus (New Zealand spotty), 2599 nucleotides. RefSeq names its product sterile alpha motif domain-containing protein 3-like. The transcript has 8 exons. Lineage: Eukaryota; Metazoa; Chordata; Actinopteri; Labriformes; Labridae. Bases 459 to 1997 code for a protein of 512 amino acids. The record is from RefSeq and is a predicted model, not a curated record.
UAUUUUUGGACAUCUUUUAAUGGUUAGCAUCAACUCCAGGACAGUAUACCCUUGUUUUUUCGCCGAAAUUGGCUAACUUUCUACACGUUACCCAGCCGGGGAGCCGUUUUAUCGUCUACUUGAGAUUUUGUCUUACCACCCAGACUGAAAUGCAAGCAUCAGAUGCAGUCACUGGUGUUAACCUGAGAACCAAAGAUCUGCAUGACAGCCUUGUUCAAGACAUUCAGAAAGGAUUUCCACCUGAUGUCCUGCAUGACCUGUUUGAAGGUGUGAUUCCUGUUGAGUUGGCGCAUUGUCUCAAAGUCACAUAGUGAUAGCCGCAUCACACCAGAGGACAUCCUCCUCUUCCCCCUGGGACCUAAGGGAGGAAGAUCUCAGACCCGUUCCAUCAUUUUUCCAGUAGAGAUCACCCUGACACCCAGGACAACAUACUGUAAGGUUCCUCUAACACAGUGAAAAUGGAAGAAUCUGACGUCCUCAAACUUAGGGUCAUCCUUGACGAUGUCAAUGCUGAGAGGCUAAUUUUGCGCUCUCGUCCUGAGACUAUAAAUGCCCUCAUAUCUGAGGUGAAAAGUAAACUGAACCUGAUGUAUGAAUUCCGGCUUCAGUUUCAAGAUCCAGAUUUUGACAAUGCUUUAUGCAAUUUAGUGAACAUAGAGGACCUGCCAUCCAAGGCAACAGUUAAAGUAGUGAGGCUCAUUGAGGCAGAUCAGUCCUCUACGAGCACGGAUGAUACAGUGUUACUGUCUGACAAUACUGAAUCACCUGAGCGUCUUUGCCGGUGGCCAGAAGUCUUCAUUGUUCCAACAUUCUCAUAUGAGGUAGAGUACUCUCUGAGAGAAGGCAACUCUGUAUUUGAGAGAGAAGGGAAAUGUCUCCGAUUGACCAGAGAUCAAAAACACAACAUACUUGAUGUCAUGGCAGCUGAAAUAUACAAGCACAAAGCUUAUCCUAGUACCUCACAGAUUGGCAAGGCUGCAGAGGCUUUAGUCAGGAAACACCCCUGUCUCAAAGAACAAGGUUCCAAAACUGGGUGUGAGGGUUGGAAGAACAGCCUUCGCUUUAAGAUGGGCAACUACAGGACCAAACUUUGCAGGGCUGGUAUAAAAGAUGUGGCUGUAAAUGCAGGCAAGCGUAGCAGGACAAACCCAGAUGGCACACCUUCCAGGGCAAACAUCAAAAGACCAAGAAGAGGAGAAGUGAACUUCCUUCCCAAUUAUCCCUCUGGUGAAACAAAGGACACACUGGAGAUAUUGAGGCUUAACAUGGUGGAGGAGUUCAAGAAGACUUCUGCUGAAAGAGACAUGCUUCUCAUCAACCAACAAAUGCAGCGUACCUUUUCACUAAGGCGGGAAGAAGUCAUCAAUUCUUCUCCUCCGAUUGCUGAACUAAGGGACAGAUGGCCUGCACUCUUUUGUGAAGCCCAGCUCUACUGCGAAUUCCAUCGGAUUACCAAUCAAAAUCUGCAGUUUUCCUUUUAUUCUGCGUUGGAUAAAUACACAUCACAGCUGCUGAAAUUGUACAAGAAGAAGACGACUGGGAGUUUUGGAGAGAAGCUGCAGGAGGUUGUGACAGCAUAUGAAGAACAGGACAAGAACAACAUCACUGCAGCCAGAACAGCAGCCCUUGCCGGCCUAACACUGUACCUGAAAGAGGAUUCGUCAGACAUAUUCAAGACUUGCACGGACGAGUUUGAGGUGUCCCAGGAGGAAGCUGUGGCUUUGGUGGCAGUGGUCGCUGAAGAUGAGGGACUGACAGGAGUUCCUUUUGACACACAGCAUGUGUCCGUCAUCCUGGAAGGCCAGGUUGUGAUGUCUACAAGAACAUGGACUGACUCACUUGUUGUUUUGUUUGGUUUGAUGUAUGCUCUACAUUUGAGCUAUCCUGAAAAGCUGAGUGGCUUCUUUGAGUUUAUCCAAGUUGUCCUCCUUAAUCUUGAUGAAGGCCGAAAGCAGCUCAAACCAAAGUUGCAGGCAUUGAGAAAUGAGCUAGAGUAAAUGAUCAGCAUCUUUGUUGUUUUUCAUGUUCCUGAUAAUUAGUUCCUUGAAAAGUAAAAAUCCUGUACACUACUCUGGCUAAUUAUCAACAAUUUAUUAGAAAAAUCACAAAGGGUCAGUUGAGGUUCAGAGGGAUAGAAGCCUCGUGAUUUUUUUCUAAUAAAUUGGUCAUACAUAGCAAGAGUAGUGUGCAGGAUUUUUACUUUUCAAGCUAUUGUUUGUUUUGUGAUAGUUGGAUGUGUUAACACCUUAACUUGCUGGAGUUGUGUCUCUGGAGGAGAGCGGAGGCUUCAGUGUAUCGGAUGUGCCUCCAAACAGCUGUUUGAUUCAGUAGAUGUUGCUCUUGAGCACCAGCAUUAAACUAAAACAAAGAGUCUCACAUUGUUCCUUUUAAAGGCUAUGUGUUUAGUUGCUGUUGAAAUUGAUAGAGAUAUUGUGCCUGGUGUUUCUAGUGUUUUAUAUUACCAUAAAGAAAUGGCAUGUUUAAAAAGAAAAACAGAAGUAAACCUGUGUAAAUGACCACUUGAAAUGAACAUUGAAAUGUUUUGUAGUUAUUGAUGUUCAGCAUUCAGCUUAAUAAACGAUUUAAGUUGGAUCAGACA